Molecule: messenger RNA, 3887 nt
Organism: Sphaerodactylus townsendi
Lineage: Eukaryota; Metazoa; Chordata; Lepidosauria; Squamata; Sphaerodactylidae
Gene: PRKCD
Product: protein kinase C delta
Exons: 19
Coding region: 310-2355 (681 amino acids)
Biological process (GO): protein phosphorylation
Molecular function (GO): diacylglycerol-dependent serine/threonine kinase activity; ATP binding
Source: RefSeq, a predicted model, not a curated record
CUUUGCUGGGCAGCGCUUUCGGUCUCGGAGCGUCGGGCAAGUUUGGCGCGACUUGCGCAGGAGGACCCUGCGCUCAAGUGGAUGUGAUGUGCCCACACAGUUGGUUGGUGAUUUCCAAUAUGGCACUUAAGAGUGCCAUGAUGUCCACCAGUGAAUUUUUUGGCUCUGCUUGCUUAAUGAAUCUUGGAGAUGAAAUCCACAGAACAUUGAAUGGAACAGAAAACAAUGGGAACUUCAGAACACUAUCUACCACCUGUCAGACUUAAAUGCUGAGCUCAUCCAGCUAGGUCCUCAGCAGUGCUGUGAACUAUGGCUCCCUUCUUACGCAUAUCGUUCAACUCGUUUGAAUUAGGGCCUGUGCAGAACCAUGGGGAACAACUACAGCCAUUCUGUGCAAUAAAAAUGAAAGAGGCCUUAACUACAGAGAGGGGGAAAACCUUAAUUCAGAAGAAACCUACUAUGUACCCAGAAUGGAAAUCUUCUUUUGAUGCCCAUAUCUACGAAGGGCGUGUUAUUCAGAUUGUUCUUAUGAGAGCUGCUGAAGAGCAAUUAUCUGAGGUGACUGUAGGUGUGUCUGUUUUGGCUGAAAGAUGUAAGAAAGGCAACGGGAAGGCAGAAUUUUGGCUUGAUUUACAGCCACAAGGGAAGGUAUUGAUGGCUGUGCAAUACUUUCUAGAAGAUGGAGAUUGCAAGCAGUCAAUGAGGGAAGAUGCGGGAACUGUGACAAUAAAUAGAAGAGGAGCAUUCAAACAGGCCAAAAUCCACUACAUCAAAAACCAUGAAUUUAUUGCUACCUUCUUUGGACAGCCUACAUUUUGCUCUGUCUGUAGAGAAUUUGUCUGGGGGCUCAACAAGCAGGGAUACAAAUGUAGACAAUGCAAUGCUGCUAUUCACAAAAAAUGCAUUGAUAAAAUUAUUGGGAGGUGUACUGGUACUGCAGCAAACAGCAGAGAUACAAUGUUUCAGAAGGAGCGCUUCCACAUCGAUAUGCCUCACAGAUUCAAAGUCUAUAACUACAUGAGUCCAACAUUUUGUGAUCACUGUGGUAGUCUUCUCUGGGGACUGGUUAAACAAGGAUUAAAAUGUGAAGAAUGUGGAAUGAAUGUGCAUCACAAAUGUGAAAAGAAAGUGGCAAACCUGUGUGGUAUCAAUCAGAAAAUGAUGGCAGAAGCUUUAAAUCAAGUCAGUCAGAAAUCUACCAGAAGAUCUGAAUCUGGGUCAGUAGACAGUGUGGGCAUUUACCAGGAUUUUGAUAAGAAACCUAAAGUACUAAGUGGAGAUGCAACAGAUUAUAAUGAAUAUGAUAAGCUCUGGGAGGGGAAGUCAUUGUCACGACCAACCAGUCGGAGGAAAUUCAACAUAGACAGCUUCAUUUUCCACAAAGUUCUUGGGAAAGGAAGCUUUGGAAAGGUGCUGCUUGCCGAAUUGAAAGGAAAGAAUGAAUUUUUUGCUUUAAAAGCUUUGAAGAAAGACGUAGUACUUAUUGAUGAUGACGUGGAAUGCACCAUGGUAGAAAAGCGGGUCUUAGCACUUGCAUGGGAAAAUCCAUUUCUUACUCACCUUUACUGUACUUUUCAGGCUAAGGAACAUCUGUUCUUUGUUAUGGAAUUCCUUAAUGGUGGAGAUCUAAUGUUCCAUAUACAAGACAAAGGUCGUUUUGAUCUCUUCAGAGCUACGUUUUAUGCAGCUGAAAUACUGUGUGGUUUACAGUUUCUCCACAGCAAAGGCAUUAUUUACAGAGACCUCAAAUUAGACAAUGUAAUGCUUGAUAAAGAUGGUCACAUCAAGAUAGCUGAUUUUGGGAUGUGCAAAGAGAACGUGUUUGGAGAGAAUAAGGCGACAACUUUCUGUGGUACCCCUGACUACAUAGCUCCUGAAAUCCUGCAAGGGCUGAAGUAUACAUUUUCUGUUGACUGGUGGUCUUUUGGAGUCUUGCUGUAUGAAAUGCUUAUUGGACAAUCUCCUUACCAUGGUGAUGAUGAAGACGAGUUAUUUGAGUCAAUCCGAGUUGACACACCUCAUUACCCACGUUGGAUUACCAAGGAAUCUAAGGAUAUACUAGAGAAGUUAUUCGAAAGGGACCCAACAAAGCGAUUGGGAGUAACUGGAAACAUCAGAGAUCACUCUUUCUUCAAAACGAUUAAUUGGCCUUUGCUAGAAAGGAGGGAAGUGGAUCCACCUUUCAAGCCAAAAGUGAAAUCUCCAAGUGAUUACAGCAACUUUGACAGAGAGUUUCUGAGUGAGAAGCCUCGGCUAUCGCACAGUGACAAAAACUUAAUAGACUCCAUGGAUCAGUCUGCAUUUGCUGGGUUCUCUUUCAUCAAUCCUAAAUUUGAACAAAUUCUGGAAAAAUAGUCCUUAAAACAUAGCAGAACGUUUCGGUACAACUAUAAAUCAAAGCACUCCAUGUCAACUGUGAUCAAAGGAUAUACCAUCAUCUCUACAUCUUCAUUUUCAGUAAUGCUCAAUAAUGACAUUGUUAUACUGCUGAUCAUUUGGCAGUAGGCAGUAGCUUCAACUUGCAUGGGUGCAUUUAUGUAUCCUUAUCAAUCAUGCAUACGUGAUUUUUCUUUCCAACAGGAAGAAUGUAAGUUAUGUUUUUGGUUACUUGACUGUAGUUACCUAUUGGGAAAAGAAAUGUAUGUAUAUGCUGUAUAUUUUGCUUAAGGGGUAAAAGGUAGAUUAUUGAAGAGUGUCUUUUAAAUAAAGUGGAAAAGUUAGCCAGUUCUUUUAUGUCUUCAAAAGAAGUAACUUGAAUUUUUUUUAUUCAACUUAUUCUGGGCUUCAAAUAUUGCUAUUUUUAAUAGGUGCCAGUGAUGGAUGAGGUGCUUUGCAGGGUUUACAACCUUUUUAAAUAGUAUAUGUGUUUCUUAUUCUUGGGUAACCUAUUAAAGAUUAUGAGUCUUGCAGUUCUUAAAAAGUAGUGUGCCCUUACCUUGGUAGACCACUAUCACAUUGCUAAAACUUAAACUGAAUAUUAAAUACAAGGUCCCUCAAAUUCAUUAGGUCUUAGUUCUGAAUAAACCUCUGUAGAACUACUUGAGUGUCUUAAGUGAAAGUAGGUAUUUCUUUAUCUGAGGAAAAUCUAUCUGGAAUGUUGGACAGUUUCAUCUCACUCAUUACACUUUUUAACAGGAAUUUAUAUAUUCUGGGCUGACUACAAUUUUUGUUUCAGCUCAGGCCAAACAUAAGUUCAGCUUUAACACACUUGGGAGGUGGGAACUUGUUUGUAUAGAAAAAUGUGAAAUAUUCAUAGAAUAUUUACUUCAAUGCUGUAGCUUGAGAAUAGAUAUUUAAAUAUACUUUACAGAAAACCCUUUUCAGGAGAGGAAAAUCAGAAAAAAGCACUGUGAUAGCAGUGUGUUGAUUUGAUUUGCUGCUUGGUGUAGAAACUGAACAGACCAUAAAAAAUAACAAUGCACCGGUUCUCUUCCUACUGCAGUCCUAGCCUUUCUUUGCUUCCUGAUUUCUCUCCUCCAGUUUGGGAUGCCAUAUAAAAUCCAGCCUGGAUAGUGCAAGAUUCUGGACCCAACUGUAUUUUUAAAGUAAUAUGACAAAAAAGCAGUUUUGGACAUGCUGGACUUCAGGACAAAUGUUUUAUCAACCAUCAUGUUCACCACAGGCUGGUGGGGUACUCUGAAGGGCCUGCAUUGGCUUAUGUCCACUUUACUAAAGUACAGCCUGGUACUUCCUCUCACUACAAGGGUCCUAGACACUCCCAAAUGGGAAAUGCUUUUGUAUUGAUUUUACAACUCAUUGCUAAGCGUAACUGAAGUUGAUGAAUGCACCUGGACCUGCAAAAGGAGUUUAGAUUGAAACAUGUUUAAAACAGAGCAUUUUGUUAUGGGUACAAAUAAAACAAAAAUAAACUGGCAUAUUAAAGAAAA